This is a messenger RNA of Arabidopsis thaliana (thale cress), 1001 nucleotides long. It is a transcript of the gene CRR41, whose product is annotated as potassium/sodium hyperpolarization-activated cyclic nucleotide-gated channel protein. The record is from RefSeq and is marked reviewed. Bases 44 to 679 code for a protein of 211 amino acids. NCBI's taxonomy places the organism in Eukaryota, Viridiplantae, Streptophyta, Magnoliopsida, Brassicales, Brassicaceae. The transcript has a single exon. Gene Ontology annotation, cellular component: chloroplast; chloroplast stroma.
UCAAAACCCUCUUUAACACUCUUCCUCUAAGCUUUUUAAAUCAAUGGCUUCCACUUCCACACUUCUUCUUCCAUCUCUCUCCUCUAAGAAUCUUCACAUCGCAGUCCCAAUAAGAACCAAUAGCUUCGUUCGUCGAACAACAAAGUUCUCAACAAAAUGUUCGUCGAAUCCAGAGUCAAAGGAUCAAUUCAUCAAUCUCACACCAGCACCUGAAUCAAUCAACACAACAAGCGCAGAGAAAUUCCCAAUAGAGAAACGAAGAAGAUCAGAGAUCAUACGAGACAGAACACAAAGAGGAAUCGAGAAACCAGAGCCACCAAACUUCGAAAUCGGUUGGAAAAGAACAAAAGAGAUAAACUUGGAGAAACCUAAAGGUUAUGUAAUAAUGGAUUUCUUAGAAAAGUUCGAAGCUUUAAUGGCGAGAGAGUUUGGAUCAAAGGAGCUUUUAGCUAAAGCUGGUGAGAUUGUUGCAGAGAGAGCUAGAGAAGAAGCUGAGGUUUUGAGAGAUGAAGGUAAAGUUGAAGAGAGAAUGGUUACAGAGCUUUUUAGGGUUUUGAAAUUGAUGGAGAUGGAUUUAGCUAUGGUUAAAGCUUCUGUUAAAGAUGAAACUUUGAGUCAGAGGAUUGAACAAGCUAGAGCUCGGUGUCGACAAGCUAUUCUUGUUGCUAAUUCUUUCUAAUUCCUUCUUCUUCUACUUGCAAAUUGAGUCAAAAGUCUAUGAAUUUUGUUUAUAGUUUUACACAAAACAGAGCUUCUUCAUCUGUAAAAGAUCUUAUUUUUUUGGUUCUGUAAUCAUCUCUGGAUCAUUCAUCUGUUACUUUAAUGGUAGAAGAAGGAUUGAAGAUGAGAGUCUCAUGUGAAGAAUCAAAACAAAGAUUCAUGCUUUUGGUUUUGCAAUUUGUGAGGAAGCUUAAGGGUUUUUGGGAGGAAAAAACUUAAUUAGUUGAGAAAAUUUUACUUCCACUAGUUUCAUAUUUCAAGAUAUUUCACCAAGACUCAAG